UGCGCCGUCUCUGGGCUUUGACAUCUGUGCUCUGGGGAUGGGAAAGGAUCUUAGUUCUCACAGAGUGUCUGUAUUUCUAUCUGAUCAAUGCCUGAUUCGUGCUGCAGUUCAAACCGGUCGUUGAUAGUGUGAACAGACCUGUGAAGCUGAGGCCGGCGAAGAUCGAUGCGUGCAUCGUGGACUUUUAUUCUUUGAAUUUGCCUCCUCCAAGGAGUUAAUGUUUGCCGCGAAGUGGGAGGAUAACAUCAGGCUCACGUUCAUCUCGAGCGGCGGCCUGUCAAAAUUUAUAUUUGAAAACGCCAGUUUUAUUUUGUUGCUUAGGAUUGUUUUGAAGCAGAGAAAUCGGUUUUCGGAGGAGGCGGCGGCGUGUGACGUGGCGCAGCAACUGACAUGGAGCCCGGGGAGGAAAUAGACAUGGACGUUAUGAAACCUCUAAUUGAAGUGACUCAUAGUUCCGAAGGUGUAUCAGAUGAAGAACAAGAACCUGAAUUAACAGACUUACAAUUACGACAACCUGCUGAUGAAGAGGGAAUUUCGUUUACCCAGACAUUGAUUCAUUUGUUGAAAGGAAACAUUGGAACUGGGCUUCUAGGUUUGCCACUUGCAGUCAAAAAUGCAGGUCUUUUGCUAGGACCAGUCAGUCUUGUGCUCAUGGGAAUUGUGGCAAUUCAUUGUAUGCAUGUUGUAGUCCGCUGUAGUCAUCACUUCUGUCAAAGAUUUCAAAAACAAGGUCUGAGUUAUGGUGACACAGUUACAUUUGCUUUGGAACAAGGACCACUCUUUUUUCUUCGAAGCAAAGCUUCAUGGGGAAGGGUGACUGUUGAGUUCUUCCUCAUCAUUACACAACUUGGAUUUUGCUCAGUUUAUUUUGUUUUCCUUGCUGCUAACAUGAAACAGGUGGUGGAAGGAUUUCUGAAGAAUCAUACAAAUUACAAUGACUUGAACAUUACCAGCAGUCCACCUGAUGAGUGGAACGUUGAUGCAAGGAUAUACAUGCUGAGCUUACUUCCUUUUUUGAUCAUUUUUGUUUUUAUUCGUGAUCUCAAGUACCUUGCAGUAUUCUCUUUUUUGGCAAAUCUCUCAAUGGCUGUCAGUCUUGUUAUCAUCUAUCAGUAUAUUAUUAGGGACAUGCCUCAUCUAGGGAAGCUUCCUUUGGUUGCCAGUUGGAAAAAAUAUCCGCUUUUCUUUGGCUCUGCAAUAUUUGCUUUCGAAGGAAUUGGGUUGGUUCUUCCUUUAGAAAAUAAAAUGAAGCAAAGAAAACGUUUUCCACGAGCACUAAACAUUGGAAUGGGCAUCGUCACAGCUUUGUAUGUUUCAUUGGCUACUCUUGGGUAUCUGCACUUUGGUGAUCGUGUUCAGGGCAGUAUCACAUUAAACCUUCCACAACACAUAUGGUGUAGUAAGGGAUGACGUCAUCCUUUUGUGAAGUGGCCUUUGGAGCAUCCUGCAAUUGAGAUGACGUCUUCCUACCUGCGUCCCUUCUCUUCCUCUGCUGCUCCCUUCUCAGGCAAGAUGAUAGUACCUUCUUCUGAGGUAUCAGCGAUGGAUUGGGAUGUAGAAUGUUUGAAUAUUUUUGGAUUGCCAGCAUAUUGAAAGUAUUCUUUUUGAAGACUUGAAUAAGACAUUUGACAACUAUCUGUUGACCAAGUCUGUGAUUGUAGAUAAAAGUAGAACUGAAAAGUGAUUUGAAACUGUUACAUAGUGUUAUGGAUAUCCAUAUCUAGUAAACUUACAUGAUGCACUGUCUAAAUGGUUGACCUUAAUGCAUCAUAUCAUUUUAGUAUGAAAGUGACAGUACCAAACCUGAACUUUUUAUCAGAAUGCUUUCCUCAUUAUUUGAUCAAUUGAAAAUUAUGGUUACUCGUGCUAUGUUGUUGUUUGAGGAUGUGGUAUUUUCUGCCUCUUCCUUGAAGUUUAAUUUGCACUAGCUUCCCAAUUAUGUAACUGGGGUAUUGAAAGUGCCUUGCAGUCUUCUAGGUCCCCUUUUAUUUUUAAAACUUUUUUCCACUACAAUGAGCCAUUAGUUGUCCAUCAACUGCAGGUAAUGAGCAUUUGAAGCAUAUGUAAUUUUCCUCCAAGCCAGUCAUUCUGAUUUGGAACUGGACUCAUUCCUUCACUGCUGAGAGAUAAAAUCCUGGAACUUCUUUUCAGCAGCACCAUGGGUGUACCUGCACCAGAUGCACAGCAGCAGUUCAUGAGGGUGACGAAAUAACCUUCUUGAGUGCAGUUAGGCAUGUACAACAAGUGGCUGGCUAUGUCAGCACUGCCCAAACCCGUGGAAGAAUAAAAAGCUAUUUUGAUAUAAAGCUCUUGUUCUUCAGGCAUUUUCUUGUAUGUCAGGUAAUUACACUUCAUGCCAAAGGAACACCACCUUAGAUGCUUUAGAUGUUUUCAAAAUUGGUUUAAGCUCAACUUCCUGAGGACAACAUGGAAAUCUAUUGAUUUAGAUGCCCUUGGCAAUGUUGUUGUUGUUGUUGUUGUUAAUGGACCUGGAAUGUUGGCAACACUACAAAUGGAGCAUUACCUCUCCCUUUGGACCAGUGAUGUUGCUGUGCUCUUCGAAAAGUAGAAAUGCUGCUUUUAACAAUUGAUACUAAAACACAUGACAAGCCAGCAGCUAAGACACA
Molecule: messenger RNA, 2627 nt
Organism: Hemiscyllium ocellatum (epaulette shark)
Lineage: Eukaryota; Metazoa; Chordata; Chondrichthyes; Orectolobiformes; Hemiscylliidae
Product: neutral amino acid uniporter 4-like
Exons: 10
Coding region: 391-1410 (339 amino acids)
Biological process (GO): amino acid transmembrane transport; L-alanine transport
Cellular component (GO): vacuolar membrane
Molecular function (GO): L-alanine transmembrane transporter activity; L-proline transmembrane transporter activity
Source: RefSeq, a predicted model, not a curated record